Molecule: messenger RNA, 1503 nt
Organism: Phialemonium atrogriseum
Lineage: Eukaryota; Fungi; Ascomycota; Sordariomycetes; Cephalothecales; Cephalothecaceae
Exons: 2
Coding region: 290-1324 (344 amino acids)
Source: RefSeq, a predicted model, not a curated record
GUGCGACCAGAUGCAGGGUUGAGGUAAUUACAACAAGGUCUGGCGGUGCGUCGGGCCGGAUGCUUCUUUUGCCGCCGUCGACAGCACAAUCUCGUUGCAUCGCCGGAGAAAGCCUGCCCACCAACUGGAUGCCAAUAAGUGAUUUCAGAGAUGCAGACUUGGAGGGAGGAGUCCGCUCGAGCAAGCCAGCAAGCACAAGAAGUUAUCCUUUUCUUGACUACCCGACUGUGUGUCUCACUCUCUCCGAACCGCGACAAUCUCCCGCUAUACCAUACACCAGACCAAAGCAAUGAAGCCCCUCCGCUUACUUUCCUCUGUGUUUGCUCUUCACCUGGCGGAAGGCUAUCUGGUGUCUCCUCCAGGAACUCCUGCGCCAGGGGCAGCCGCGGAUUGCAGCGCUUGGGUCCAGAACUCAUACAGCCUGACAUGCGACAUUGUCGAACGGUUCUUCGGCAUGUCCCUGGCCCAGUUCGAGGCAUGGAACCCCUCUGUCACCGAGUUGGGCGAAGGCUGCAACAUGAUCGAGGGUCUCUACUAUUGUGUUGAAGUUGAUUUUGUCACACUCACCACUCUGACAACUCCCACGACAACCUCGACAUCGACGACCACGACCGGGAAUGGCGUAACCACGCCAACUCCCACGCAGGCUGGCAUGGCCAGCAGCUGUAACAAGUUCUAUCUGGUCAGCAGCGGAGAUACCUGCUCCAACAUCGCCACCGCUCAGGGCAUCUCUCUCACCAACUUCUACGCUUGGAACCCUGCCGUAGGGAAUACCUGCGCGAGCCUCUGGGCCAGCUAUUAUGUCUGCGUCGGCGUGAUCUCUGGUAGCAGCAGCACCCCCACAACGCUUCCCACCACCACGCAGACCUCUGAAGUCACGACUCCAACGCCGACCCAGGACGGCAUGAUCAGCAACUGCAACAAGUUCUAUCUGGUCGGCAGCGGAGACACCUGCUCCAACAUCGCCACCGCUCAGGGCAUCUCUCUCACCAACUUCUACGCUUGGAACCCUGCCGUAGGGAAUACCUGUGCUUCUUUAUGGGCCGGUUACUACGUCUGCGUGGGCAUCACCGGCUCCGCCACGACGACGCCUCCGCCUACUACUACCCAGGGUGGUAAUGGGGUUGUCACUCCAACACCGACCCAGGCGGGCAUGGCGACCAACUGCGAUGGCUUCCACCUCGUAGUGAGCGGAGACAUUUGCUCCAGCAUUGCCGCCGCAGCCGGAAUCUCGCUGGCCAACUUCUACGCUUGGAAUUCUGCGGUGGGAAAUACCUGUGCUUCUUUAUGGGCUGGUUACUACGUCUGCAUUAGUCUCCUGUAGACAUACAUCGAUAUGUUGGCUUUGAAAGAAAUACACCGAGUGAUUCGGGUGCGAAGUGUCCUCUGGGUCAAUGGAUUCAGUGUUCCUAAUGCUGGGGAGCUGGUGCAAUUAUGUCAUUAUAGGAGACUUUACUUUACGGAAGGUAGUCAUCUACAUACAAGAGAACGUCAGCAUGCCCG